AUGUUCUCCUCUCGCAAAUACACGCCCCUCCCAACGAGCUCGGAGGGGCAUCGGAGAAAACGCCCCGGUGGCUUUGCCGUUUGGAAGCGGUAUAUUGCCAUUGGCGCGGUUGCCAUGCUUGUUAUUAUCAUCGGCUACUCGUCUCUCGGAGGGAACAAGGACGUGUCAGUAAACGAGGGGGGUUCAUACACCCCCGACUCGGCUUACGAGCAUGUUACGUCUGAGCUGGGCGACGACGAGGACUACUCGGCCCCGCCCAGCACAGCCAUUGACCAUAACGACGAGGACGAGCACGACUUGGGAGCCGGCACCGACAAGACGCCCUCUCAUACCCAGCCCCCAGUCUCGCCUACGGCUGAAGAGGAGGAAGUGGAGGAGGAAGCAGAACUGCCGGCCGCGGACGGCAAGCAGCACCCCACCUCUUUCGAGACCGACCCCGACGCAAUGUCCACGACUUACUGCUCCAAGGCCCACGGCACCAAGGCCCUCGUCCAGUACGCACUCACGAUCGACGCGGGUUCGACGGGCUCUCGCAUCCAUGUCUACAAAUUCCACAACUGCGGGCCAUCGCCCCAGCUCGAGUACGAGACCUUCAUGAUGCUCAACCCUGGGCUGUCGUCGUUCAAGGACGACCCGACUGCCGCGGCCGCAUCGCUUGAUCCGUUGAUGAAGGAGGCGUUACGCGUUGUGCCCCAGUCGCUGUGGAACUGUUCGCCCGUAGAGGUCAAGGCCACCGCCGGCCUGCGCCUGCUCGGUGAUAAGCAGUCGAACGCGAUCCUUGAAGAGGUCCGCAACCAUCUCGAGUCCAAGUACAAGUUCCCUGUGCCCAAGGGCGCCAUCGAGAUCAUGGAGGGCAAGGACGAGGGUGUCUACGCCUGGAUCACGGCCAACUACCUCCUCGGCAAGAUUGGUGAGGGCGUCCAGACAGCCGACACACUCGCUGUCAUGGACCUUGGUGGAGCGUCGACGCAGAUCGUCUUCGAGCCUGACUUUACCAAGUCGAGCGACGACUUCCACGAGGGCGACCACAAGUACGAGCUCCGUUUCAUGGGCAAGACCCACACCCUCUACCAGCACUCGUACCUGAACUACGGGCUGAUGCGCGCGCGCCGCAGCGUGCACAACCUCGUCGCAUUCAUGUGGCAGUUCUCGCAGGCCAACGAGUGGGACGCUCUCACCGAGGAGAUCGAGGUGCCCAAUGCCUGUCUCUCGCGCGGCACGAAGCGCCGUGUGUCUCUUGACCCGCCCGGUCGUCCCACUGUCAACGUCACAAUGCACGGCGUCAACGGCGGGUACGAGUCGUGCAAGCGCACUAUCGAGCUCAUGAUGGGCAAGGAUGCGCUGUGCAAGGUGGAGCCAUGCAGCUUCAACGGCGUGUACCAGCCUGCUCUUAUCGACCACUUUCCUCAGGGCAACUUCCUCGCACUCUCGUACUUUACCGACCGGAUCAAGCCGCUCCUCGCGGCCAAGACCGAUAAACUCACGCUCAAGGACCUGAAGGGUAUUGCGUUGGACGUUUGUGACGGUCCUACGUCGUGGAAGAAGCGUUGGGAAGACAACAAGGAGGCGAUGGACGAGCUCGAGGACCGGCCGGAGUACUGCCUCGACCUGACAUUCAUGGUUGGCCUGCUCGGACUCGGAUAUGAGAUCCACGAUGAGCGCACCCUGCUCGUGGAGAAGCAGCUGCGUGGCGUCGAGCUCGGUUGGGCACUCGGCGCUGGCCUCGCCCUCGUGGAGAAGGCCGACCUCAAGUGCGUGGUGUAA
This is a messenger RNA of Cutaneotrichosporon cavernicola, 1764 nucleotides long. RefSeq lists its product as uncharacterized. The record is from RefSeq and is a predicted model, not a curated record. The transcript has a single exon. Gene Ontology annotation, molecular function: hydrolase activity. Gene Ontology annotation, cellular component: Golgi apparatus. The coding region runs from base 1 to 1764 and encodes 587 amino acids. Lineage: Eukaryota; Fungi; Basidiomycota; Tremellomycetes; Trichosporonales; Trichosporonaceae. Gene Ontology annotation, biological process: protein N-linked glycosylation.